Messenger RNA from Caenorhabditis bovis, 1968 nucleotides. The record is from the annotation of a GenBank genome assembly. NCBI's taxonomy places the organism in Eukaryota, Metazoa, Nematoda, Chromadorea, Rhabditida, Rhabditidae.
AUGGGAUUGCAUCUGAAAAUGGAUAAGCUUCGCAUCGAUGAGACGGCGAAGAAAAUUAAUGGAAAUGGGAGUGGGAGCAGCGAUAGCGAGGUCGAAUCGGCUCAGCAAUGGCCGCCACGGCAAUAUGAAGCGCUUCAUGAGAAGGUGAAUCGACGAAUCAAGGAUGGAACCCCGUUCUUCUCGUUGGAGUUCUUCCCGCCGCGAACUGCCAACGGUGUCGCCAACUUUUUCACAAGACUUGAUCGUUUCAAUGAAGGUGGUCCGGUGUUCGUUGACAUCACGUGGCACUUGGGAAGUGAUCCAGCGAACAUGUCGAAAGAGACGUCGUCGUCGUCGAUCGCCGCUGGCUGUUUGAACUUCUGCCGCGUCGACACGAUGCUCCACAUGACGUGUGUGCAAUACUCGAAAGAGCAAACGAUGAAGCAUCUCGAGCAGGCGAAAGCAAUCGGCUUGAGGAGCAUUCUGGCGCUUCGCGGCGAUCUUCCGCCGCCAACCGAAGACGAGAAGCCGAUCAUCUACCAAUAUCGGGCACUCGACAUGAUCCGUUGGAUCAAGGAAGCGUACGGCGAUUAUUUCACAAUCGCCUGCUCCGGCUAUCCGUUGGGACAUCCCGAUGCGCCAUCCUACAAAUCCGAUCUUCUCUAUUUGAAGGCGAAAGUCGACGCGGGCGCGCAGCUCGUCAUCACCCAACUGUUCUUCGAGCCCGAGGUGUUUGAGAAUUUCGUCAAAGAUUGCCGCGAGAUCGGCAUCACGGUGCCGAUCAUUCCGGGAAUCAUGCCGAUCAUGGGUUACGAUUCGAUUCGUCGAAUCGCCAAGUUGAGUCAACUCACGAUACCCGAGAAUAUUCUCAGCGAUUUGGAGCCGAUCAAACACGACGAUGAUGCGGUUCGGAACUAUGGAAAAGUCAAGUGUAUCGAAAUGUGUCGCCGAUUGCUGGCGAAUGGCUCGGCGAAAUCGCUUCAUCUCUACACGAUGAAUCGCGAGGGAAAUUGUCGCGAGAUUCUCCAAGAGCUCGGACUCUGGCUGAAGCGUCCGAUGCGCACACUUCCGUGGGAGCCGCACGGUCCGAAUCAUCCGAUUCGCUGCAAAGAGGACGUGCGUCCGAUCUUCUGGAGCGCCCGUCCGCGCAGCUACAUCUACCGAACACGCGAUUGGGACGAUUUUCCGAACGGCCGAUGGGGAAACAGCUCGUCGCCGGCGUUCGGCGAUCUCGCCGAUUAUUAUUUGUUCCAUUUGAGGAGCCAAACUCCCAAGGAGGAGCAACUUGCCAUGUAUGGUGAAGAGCUCAAUGACGUCAACGACGUGAUCAAGGUGUUCGUCAACUACAUCACUCAGGUUCCGAACGAGAAAGGCGUCAAGGUCACCAGCCUUCCAUGGACCGAAUCCGAGAGCGGUGUGCAGCCGGAAACGCAAAUCAUCAGCGAGCAGCUCAUUUGGUGCAAUCAGAAUGGCAUUCUGACGGUCAACUCGCAGCCAUCUGUCAACGGCGCGCCGUCGACCGAUCCGCUCGUCGGUUGGGGAAAACCGGGAGGCUAUUGCUAUCAGAAAGCCUAUUUGGAAUGCUUCAUGUCGACGGAUCUCGCCAACACGCUUCUGUCGUUUAUUGAUGAGUAUGCGCCGAGAAUCAACUAUCAUUUCAUUAAUCAUGAUGGCACCGUUGACAAGUCGAACGGCGAGCCGACGACGCCGAUCGCCGUCACGUGGGGCGUGUUCCCCGGCGCUGAAAUCGCUCAGCCGACCGUCGUCGAUCCGUUGUCGUUCCGCGCGUGGAAGGAUGAGGCCUAUCAAAUGUGGAUCAAUCAAUGGGCCAACUUGUAUCCGCGCGAGUCGAAAUCCCGCCAAAUUGUUCAAUCCGUUCACGACACGUUCCUUCUCGUCAACAUCGUCGACAACGACUUCCAGAAGCCGUCGAUCAUCUUCGAAAUUCUCGACCGAUGUGUCAAGCAGCACAAUAAAUCUGCCAAUUGA